AUGCCCCAAAGGUCUGCAUCUUCCGCUGCCACCGCAUCAAAUGGCAGCUCGGUCGCCUACCAUGGCGCAGCGCCGAUGAUGGAUGCGUAUUAUCAGAGCCCCAUGGAGAUGCCUGAGAGACUGCUGUCCGUCGCUGCCGGCACAUCAACAAGGCGAACGACCUCGAGCAGCCGCAGACAGGCACAGCAGGCUCUGGCAACAUGGGACACGCGAUGGCACCAAGCUGGCCAAUCGUCGUGA
This is a messenger RNA of Colletotrichum destructivum, 240 nucleotides long. RefSeq lists its product as uncharacterized. The record is from RefSeq and is a predicted model, not a curated record. NCBI's taxonomy places the organism in Eukaryota, Fungi, Ascomycota, Sordariomycetes, Glomerellales, Glomerellaceae. The coding region runs from base 1 to 240 and encodes 79 amino acids. The transcript has 2 exons.